Molecule: messenger RNA, 2099 nt
Organism: Ornithorhynchus anatinus (platypus)
Lineage: Eukaryota; Metazoa; Chordata; Mammalia; Monotremata; Ornithorhynchidae
Gene: SLC2A10
Product: solute carrier family 2 member 10
Exons: 5
Coding region: 1-1650 (549 amino acids)
Biological process (GO): transmembrane transport
Cellular component (GO): membrane
Molecular function (GO): transmembrane transporter activity
Source: RefSeq, a predicted model, not a curated record
AUGGAAGUCGCCCCGUGGGUGAUCCUGCCGGCCGCCGUGUCCCUGCUGGGCGGGAUGUCAUUCGGCUACGCUCUGGCCGUCAUCUCCGGGGCCCUCCUGCAGCUGCAGCUCACCUUCGGCCUCGGCUGCUUUGAGCAGGAAGUUCUGGUGGGGGUCUUGCUCCUGGGGGCUCUGGCGGCCUCCCUCGUCGGGGGCGUCCUCAUCGACCGGGCCGGGCGUAAGAGAGCCAUCCUGCUCGGCAACCUGGUGUUCCUGGCAGGGAGCCUGGCUCUGACGCUGGCCGGCUCGCUGGGCUGGGUGGUCCUGGGCCGGGGGGCGGUGGGCUUCGCCGUCUCCCUGUCCUCCACGGCCUGCUGCAUCUACGUCUCCGAGCUGGUGGGGCCCGGGCAGCGGGGCCGGCUGGUCUCCCUGUACGAGACGGGCAUCACCGCCGGCAUCCUGCUCUCCUACGCCCUGAACUACGCGCUGGCGGACGUCGACGAGGGCUGGAGGCACAUGUUCGGCUGGGCGGUCGCCCCGGGCCUACUGCAGACCGUCUGCCUCCUGUUCCUCCCCCCGAGCCCGGCUCGGGCCCGGCCGGGGGCCGAGGGCCUCUUGCCCCUGGGGUCUCCCCGCGGGGACGGAGAGGAGGAAGAGGAGGAGGCCACCCGCUAUUCCUUCCUGGACCUGUUCAGGGCCCGAGGCAACAUGAGGCGCCGGACGCUGGUGGGCCUGGGCCUGGUCCUGUCCCAGCAGCUGACGGGACAGCCCAACGUCCUCUACUACGCCUCCACCGUCUUCCGCUCCGUAGGCUUCCGGGGAGGCUCUUCGGCCACCCUGGCUUCGGUGGGGCUGGGGGCGGUCAAGGCGGUCUCCACUCUGGCGGCCAUAGGCCUGGUGGACCGAGCGGGCCGCAGGGCGCUGCUGAUGGCCGGCUGCGCGGCGAUGGCCCUCUCGGUCGGUGGCAUCGGCCUCGUGGGCUUUGCCGUCUCGAUGGACACCCUCCAGGGCUGCCGGGAACCGGUUCGGGCCAACGCCUCCACGUGGGUAGGUUCCGGCCAGCCGGCCCUCCCCGUCAGCCCGGGGGUCGGCAAGAGCUGGGGGGACCCCGGUCCCCCCUCCGCCGGGCCGUCGGCCUCUGGGGGACAUCCAGCCCAUCUCAUCCAGCUCCCCACUGACAGACCGGAGGUGACCGCCUCGUCCCCCCCUGUUUCUCUCGGACGUCCUCCCCCUUCAGAGCACAGACUCCUGAACUGGAUGGCCCUGAUCUUCAUGAUGGCGUUUGUCAGUGCUUUUUCCGUCGGAUUUGGACCGAUGACCUGGGUGGUCCUCAGUGAGAUCUACCCUGCUGCAAUAAGGGGAAGAGCUUUUGCCUUUUGCAACAGUUUUAAUUGGGCGGCCAACCUGCUGAUCAGCCUCUCGUUCCUGGAUCUGAUAGGAGCCAUCGGCCUGUCCUGGACGUUUCUGCUCUACGGCCUAGCAGCGGUGAUGGCCCUGGGGUUUAUUUAUUUCUGCAUCCCGGAGACCAAAGGCCAGUCUCUGGAGGAAAUAGACCAGCAGUUCUGCACGAAACGGUUCUUGACGGGAGAGCCAAUCUGCAGCUGGUACGGCAGUCGACGAGGCCCAGCCAGGGCCCGCUACCAUAGGAUGGAGCCCUCCGGGAUCUCCUGAGGCGACCGGGCUCAGAACAGCGGGGCAGAGAGCCUCACCUUCCAGAAUUUGGCUUUGAAGACGUCGAAGGCUCGCCAUGGCUCUUGUCUGCCGUGACGGGCGCUGAAAAAGUGCUGCAAGCUCAAUCGAGGACCACGAGCCCAGGAGGGGAGCCCCAUCCCAGCCUCACCUUUCGGGUAGAUGCCUCCGAGUGGAGCAGCUCUGGGAGUGCCGGCCUCAGCAUUCCACUCCUCUGGAAAUUCUCCCCACAAAGCCACACACGCUCUGCCUCAGUUUCCCCCUUUGCCAUUCUUGGAGGCCAGAACGAGUCAUCCCGGGGAGUCGAUACUGUGAUCUUUAUUUCUGAAAGAGUAGAGACUGGCAUCUACUGUUUCAGACUCAAAAUGAAUAUGAAAAUUAUGUAUACAUCUUUAAAUUUUAUAUUAUAUAUUAUUUAUUUUUUAUUAAUG